ACAUUCAAUAAAGUUAUAUAUAUUACAUUCUAUACAAAAAUACCUUUGGUUCACAAGGAAUAUGGAUAUAUUGGAUAUCGAUGAAGCAUUAAAAGAUGAUUCAUACAUUUUUCUGGCAGAUAAAACACACGACGAUAUAUCAAAUAUUCUUCACCAAUGGAAAAUUAACAAUCAACAAAACUUGCAAAAACCUUUACAGCCGAUUAAUGGAGAAGCAUACAAGUAUAAUUCUAAAACAUUCACGAGGCCCAAACGCAAACCACAGGAAAAAAUGGAGACACAAUUAACACAAACAACAAAUGUUACAUCAUCAAAAAAUUCAGUAUCUCCGAUGCUAAGUUUGGAAAUUGGAGGACUUGUGACAAAUUUGCAUAAAUCGUUCCUGCAGGACACGUCGCCACCAUCGUCUAUAUGUACAUCAAUAAACACCGGCUGUAUGAAUAGUUCGCUAAUCAGCUCAGCUGACUUUACAAAUCUCAACUUUUUACAAUCGAUUCAUAGUUUGGAAAUAAAUAAUACUAAUCCAACAAGAGAUCACAUGUCCACAAUGACAACGUUAAUGAAUGACGUAGGAUAUAACCUGAGCGACAUGAUUAGGGAUCGCAAAGUCCUCGAAUCACUUAGCCUGUCCGGUGAUGGCACACUAAUUAAGGAUUCACAUAUUGGCCAAAUUGAUAUUUCACUAAUGCCGCUAAGCAAAACAGCAUCCGGUUGCAGCACCAUGCAUAAUAGCACUGACAGUGUAUCUACGCCAAAUGAAAUGCAGUUACUGCAACAAUCACACGACAAUAACCAGGAUGACGUUCAAGCUCAGUUGUGUGCAACGAUAGUGUUGAGUGAGGACUUAAUUGGUGAUACUACAUUUAAUCUGGUGGAUAGUCUGACUUCACGUACAACAGCAGAAUCUCAGAGUGAAGGGGAUGUAAACGUCACGUUUAAGCGGCCAAUCGCGGUGCUAAACGAAACACAACUCCUUGCGGGGCGACAGGGGAACAGUACUGUUACCGAAGGGUGUCAUACGCCCGAAGCAGCUCGUUGCGAUACACCUGAAAAUAUUGAGACGAAAUUGUCCAUAAUUCAAAUGCAAUCUACGCCAGUAACAAAUUUAAACACCCGUUGUGCAUACAACUGUAAAAACAAUCAAAAUAAUAAUACCAAUAAUAAGGCGCCUAUCUAUACACCGACCCAGACUAGCUGCAACGAAAUAGUAAACAUAUCUCCCAUUGUGAGCAGCAUAACUCCCCAUAAAAGCUACUGUUGCCGACAAGAGUUAAACCAUACCUACGAACCACCAACGGAAACAUUAAAGAAUCUUCAACUUAGAGGGGCGCCUGAAUGCUUUGAUGGUCAAAAGUUUGUGCAUGAUACAAUGCACUUGCUUGAACAAAUUGAACAACCAGCGACAGAUUUAACGUACGAGAAGUCAGAGGAAUAUAUGCAGAUGCAGUGCGUCUUAGAUUUAGCUGAGGCAGAAGUAGAGCUGCUUGCUCAUCAGGGUGAUGAAGACCAGUUUGAGCACAUGCUCGCUGAGCUUGGAAGAGUAAAUAAAAUUAAUGCAGAGCAGAUAAAAAUGCAAAAAUCAUUGGAUAGUAUUAAGCGUCGCUUUCAGAAAGGUGAGGAGUAUUCUUCAGAACCUGACCAGCAGCAACAGGUAGUGGACAUGGCGCAUGACACGCCGCCUUCGUCGAAGUCGCAUUUAAUGAAUAGUCAAAAUCAAAGUAACAGCCAAUCAUCUAGUAGCAGUGAACGUUUACUUAGCCGACGUAGUCGCCUCUAUGACGACGUUAAGUUGAAUGUAAUGCACGACAGCGUAGCCACUUCUGCCAGUUGCAAUUCAACAUCUUUUAUAGUUCAUCGAAGGGAAGAGGAGCCAUCAAACUCAUCGGGGGCAUGCAUGCCACUACUUGACUCUGAGAAGCACGUAGUGGACAUGAAAACUAAACAAAACCAGACAACCAUAGAAUCUGAAUCACAGAACUAUAAGAUGGCUGAACGCCGCACUAGAGAUCGCGAACGUUUUAAAACUAUCAAAAUAAGUAGGGAAGUGCGCGCUACUGAUGAGAAGCUGGGAUACAUUGUUGUACCCUGUAUUGACGAUGAAGACUCCCAGUCUCAGCUAUUGAAUUCAGCUAAAAUAGAAGAUUCACAAUCUCCUCAAAAUCGACUUUCGCGUCUUGAUAAAAAUUCUCUUGAAAACAAAAAUGGUUCAGAAAACAAUACCAUUUGCGGCAAAAAUUACUUGACCUACAAAAAGCCAAGAGAAAAAAGCUUGUUGGUACAAAAACAGCAACCGCCGGCGGUCGCAUGUGGACAGAACUCGCGAUAUCAGCCACGUUCGCUAUCUCGACCACGCUACAUUAGUGGCUUGCAAAAGCUAGGUACUGUGAGCAAAGCAACAUCUGCUGGCGGUGGUCUGAAUGCUGUAUCAUCUUCAAUUUCAAGGACAACAUCAAGAGAAACACCGCCAAAACCUGGGGAUGGAGUAAAGAGUCCAAUGGGCAUCAAGUCAAAGUCAUUUCAUAACUUGUCCUCGAACAUUUGCUGCUCUAUGGGUGCUGGUGGUAAGGUAUCGCCUUCACGACAGAGCUUAGGUGACGCCUUUAAAAUACCCAGUAGCCAAAUUAGCAAGCCGUCGAGUGUGUUUCAAGCAGCGCCACAGAACGAGGAUAACACUUCCCUAUUUAAAGUGCCCAAGAUAGUUGGCGCCUUGCGUGCGCCGACCACUACCGGAGGCCCAAGCAAGCGAGUUGUGGGAAAUGGACUGGCCCGCCCUUCUUCCGGCUUUUAUAGUUUGACUAUGAGAGGAGUUGGUGAUUCUGAAACACCUGAGAGUCUUUCUUCAGCAUCUUCGCGAGGAAGUCUGUGUGAUAGGGAUGGAAAACAAAUUGAUGCUUUUGAAACAGCAGCAUUAAACUCAAGGCUGGUACAAAUGACAUCCUGUACAACAGGCAUUCCGAAGCCGUCAGCUCUUCGGCAACCCACGCAAAUAAAACGCAGUGGAUUACCCCGACCUUCUAAUGUUAUAAGGCGUUGACCCAAA
This is a messenger RNA of Drosophila navojoa, 3040 nucleotides long. RefSeq names its product short spindle 2 (gene ssp2). NCBI's taxonomy places the organism in Eukaryota, Metazoa, Arthropoda, Insecta, Diptera, Drosophilidae. The record is from RefSeq and is a predicted model, not a curated record.